Molecule: messenger RNA, 2386 nt
Organism: Emys orbicularis (European pond turtle)
Lineage: Eukaryota; Metazoa; Chordata; Testudines; Emydidae
Product: zinc finger protein 420-like
Exons: 5
Coding region: 155-2386 (743 amino acids)
Biological process (GO): negative regulation of transcription by RNA polymerase II
Molecular function (GO): DNA-binding transcription repressor activity, RNA polymerase II-specific
Source: RefSeq, a predicted model, not a curated record
ACAGAAUAACGUCCAUGUUUUGCUCCGGAUCGUCCCACUCUUCCACGGGAAAGGCAAUGGCUGCAGCGGAGUUAGCUGAGGGGCAACUUUAUUGUUGACUUCCAGUCUUCUGGAGUUUCCGCAGUGUUCCAAGAGCUAUUGAAAAGCAGCAUUAAUGGUCCAGAGAGCUCCUCAACCUCCUCAGCCUGCUUUUUUAAAACUCUUGAAUGGAAGAUAUCUGGAACUGCUGAUUUUAAAAAUGUCUGACGGGCCGGUGACCUUCGAGGAGGUGGCUCUGUAUUUCACCGAGUCAGAGUGGGCUCUGCUGGACCCCGCUCAGAGAGCCCUCUACAGAGAUGUCAUGCAGGAGAACUAUGAGAAUGUGACCUUGCUAGGGUUUCCAGUUUCUAAACCUCAUGUGAUCUCCUGGCUGGAACGAGGGGAGGAACCAUGGGUCCCAGACCUCCAGGACUCUGAGGAAAGAGAGACCCUGAGAGAUGCCCGCACAGCAGAUGAUGGGAUGGUGAAUGAGGAGGAGAAUCCUCAACGAGACAAUGCUGAGCAAGUAGAAGCACAUGGGACAUUCUCAGAAAGAUCCAAAGGGAAUGUUUCCUGGAGUUGUGCACAGGCAAACGGCUGUGAGAGUCAGCACAGACCAGGGGAAAAGUUCAGUAGAGGCUCAGACCUUAUUAGACAUGAGAGAAUCAACACAGGAGAAACACCGUACAUCUGCCUGGAGUGUGGGAAAACCUUCAAACAUAACAAUGUCUUUAUCAUACAUCAGAGAAUCCACACUGGAGAGAGACCAUACACAUGCCCCGAGUGUGGGAAAAGCUUCAGUCGCAGCUCAAACCUUACCAGACAUCACAGAAUCCACACAGGGGAGAAACCCCACAUUUGUCUUGAGUGUGGGAAAAGCUUCGGUCGGAGCUCAGAGCUUACGUUACAUAGGAGAAUCCACACAGGAGAAAGACCCUACACUUGCUGUGAGUGUGGGAAAAGCUUCAUUCGGAGCUCAGAGCUUAAUAAGCACCAGAGAAUCCACACUGGACAGAGACCCUUCAGAUGUACUGAGUGCGGGAAAGGCUUCAAUAAUAGGUCUCAGCUUGUCACACAUCGGCGAAAGCACACAGGAGAGAGACCCUACUCAUGCCUUGAGUGUGGGAAAGGCUUCACUUGUAGCUCACAUCUUGUCUCGCAUCAGCGAAUCCACACAGGAGAGAAACCCUAUUCAUGCCCCGAGUGCGGGAAAAGCUUCAUUUCUAACUCACAGGUGGUCUCACAUCGGAAAAUCCACACAGGAGAGAGAUCCUAUUCAUGCCCUGAGUGUGGGAAAAGCUUCAGUCAUAGUUCACAGCUUAUCACACAUAAGAGAACCCAUACGGGAGAGAAACCGUACACAUGUCCUGAGUGUGGGAAAAGCUUCAGUCAGAGCUCUGGCCUUGUCACACAUCAGAGAAUCCACACAGGAGAGAAACCCUACACGUGCCUUGAGUGCGGGAAAAGCUUCAAUCGGAACUCAUUGCUGAUCAUGCAUCAUAGAAUCCACACAGGUGAGAGACCCUACACGUGCCUUGAGUGCGGGAAAAGCUUCGUUCGGAGCUCAUUGCUGAUCAUACAUGAGAGAAUUCACACUGAGGAGAGACCUUACAGAUGCCCUGAGUGCGGGAAAGCCUUCAUUUGUAGCUAUCAGCUUGUCUCACAUCGGAGAAUCCACACAGGAGAGAAACCCUACUCAUGCCCUGAGUGUGGGAAAAGCUUCACUGAUAGAUCACAGAUGAUCAAACAUAAGAGAAGACACCCAGGGGAGUCCCCCUACACAUGCCCUGAGUGUGGGAAAAGCUUCAGUUCACCCUCACACCUAAACGCACAUAAGACAAUUCACACAGGAGAGAGACCCUACACAUGUUCUGAGUGCGGGAAAAGUUUCCGUCGGAGAUCAAACCUUAUCGCACAUCAGAGAAUCCACACAGGGGAGACUCCCUAUAGCUGCCCUGAGUGUGGGAAAAGCUUCCGUCGGAACUCAGAGCUCAUCAUACAUCAGAGAAACCACACAGGAGAGACGCCCUACAAAUGCUCUGAAUGCGGGAAAAACUUCAAUCAGAGAGCAAACCUUAUCUCACAUCAGAGAAACCACACAGGAGAGAGACCCUACACAUGCUCUGAGUGUGGGAAAAGCUUCAUUCGGAAAGAAAGCCUUAUCACACAUCAGAGAAACCACACAGGAGAGAGACCCUACACAUGCUCUGAGUGCGGGAAAAGCUUCAUUCGGCGCUCAGCGCUUAAUAAACACCAGAGAAUCCACACUGGAGAGAGACCCUUCAGAUGCCCUCAGUGCGGUAAAGGCUUCACUUCUAGCUCACGGCUUGUCUCGCAUCAAAAAAUCCACACAGGAGAGAAGCCUUAG